AUGACGCGGAGUGUGAACCCCGAGAAGUUUCUUUGUGCGCCAGAGAUUGGGCUUCAGAUUGAGAACUUAGAUCUGCACAUCAAGGCAGGGUCCAAGCAGGAGCACACGCUUCUUCUCGACAUGAAGGAUGGUGGGGGAUGGCCGAACGGUGUCAGAGGCAGCAGUGAAAUUGAGCCGCAGCACGUCCUGAAGCGCACUGCAGUGGCACUCUGCGGAGGCAUCCAGCCAGAUAUCGCGCUCAGUUUCCUCACAAAUGAGACAAACGUAGCGAUGGGACUGUCUGGACGGUUUGAGAUGACGGCGCCGCGCAGGCUGCACGUCGAGAGUCUUUCUGAGCUGCGCACUGAGACGCUGCCAAGACGGAAAGCUGUAAACCGCGGCCCCGAAGUCCCUGCUAGGCAGCUCGUCUUCUCGGGCACCGAGUUGCGUGGCAUGCGGGCACAGGAUGCGGAAGCGUCAGGGCCGCCGUCAUCAGCGGAGAAUGGCAGCUCGGAAAGAGCGCCAGGUCAGUGGUAUGAGAGCGAGAUGUUGACAUGGGUACAAGCGCGGCAAGGGCUUCCGGAGAGCGAUUCCCAGCCAGGGGGCGACGAAGGUGGCGAGGAACUUAAGAGGAGCCUGUGCGCUUUGCAGCCAAGGAGUACCUUAUUGAUGCGAGGCUGUUGUGGAGGUGCUGUGCAACAGCUAUAG
Molecule: messenger RNA, 687 nt
Organism: Klebsormidium nitens
Lineage: Eukaryota; Viridiplantae; Streptophyta; Klebsormidiophyceae; Klebsormidiales; Klebsormidiaceae
Source: the annotation of a GenBank genome assembly